Messenger RNA from Numida meleagris (helmeted guineafowl), 3019 nucleotides. RefSeq names its product chromosome 6 C14orf39 homolog (gene C6H14orf39). Lineage: Eukaryota; Metazoa; Chordata; Aves; Galliformes; Numididae. The transcript has 20 exons. Bases 690 to 2549 code for a protein of 619 amino acids. Gene Ontology annotation, cellular component: central element. The record is from RefSeq and is a predicted model, not a curated record. Gene Ontology annotation, biological process: meiotic DNA double-strand break processing involved in reciprocal meiotic recombination; oogenesis; spermatogenesis.
GUGAGGGGAGGUUCGCUGAACACCUCCGCUGUGCUUCAGAUCUCUGGUUCCCAUCGGGGUUUUCUCUGAAAAUUCGAACAAAAGGAAACAAAACGUUCAAAUAAAGAGGGGAGUUUCUGCUGGUUCGUGUUGUUUUCUCUCUGAAAAGUUCCUCUUUCACACCUUUUUAUCUUAGGAAACGCUCCUGAGCGAAAGGAGGUGGAACUGAGAGGUACCAUAGGAAAACGCACUUCGAGCUUUUGGAAGCGUACAAAACAAUCCUUCAAAUAUUACAUAUUGUCCCAGGAUGGGGACGAGAGCUGCCACCAAACCGUUUAUUGAAUGUAACGCAGCAAUGAGGGGAAUUCAUGUGUCCGCGUGAGGAAGCAGGAUGGAAAACCCUGAGGUGGUUCAGUGUCUGAGAGGAGGUGAAGGCAUGGGGCUGCAGAGCAGCGGGCUCAGGGCUGAGCCGGGCGCGAAGCUGCGCUUUCCUUCCGGGGGAUGUGCGGGGGUGGCCCUGACAGUGUAGCAAACUCGUUUCAUAGGACACAGGGAGACGUGGGACGUCGGUGUGAGGAGAACCCCCGGGGCCGCGCGGCUCUGCCCGCCAGUUGGUGGAUUCUGCUCUACAGUGUUUCUUUCAGAUCAGAAAAAUAACAGCCCCCUGUGAGAACAUCUGAAUUUGUCAUCCCAAGUUGGCAAAUGGUUUCAUGCUGCUUUUCUCCGGGUCAGAUACACAUCAGUCAGCAGUGAGAUGGUUUCAUCCUGGAUCCUGCACACAAGACAGAUCUUCAGUUCACAUGAUGAGUGACAGACUCUUAAGCAACUUGGAUAAACUCCUGCUCGAGUUCGUUUUCCAGCUAAAGCAAACUUCUUAUGCAAAGGAACAUGUAAAUCAACAGAUAAAUUUGUAUUCUUCAAAAAUCACGGAAAAAAGGAAUGAAAUUACUAGAUUGCAGGAAAGUAUAAAUAACAGCAAUGAUGCAAUUGCUGAUUUACGCAAGCAAAAUGAGAAUAGUAAGGACAGCUGUAAUGCCUGGAAGCCCACAUAUGCAAUUCUUAGCAAGCAUGAAGAAUAUUUGAAGAAUGAACUCAAAGAUUUACAAGAAGCUACAGAAAAUGAGAGGAAAAUGUAUCAAGAUUACAUAACCCAGUAUAAAGACAUUUUGAAGCAACACCGUGAAAAAUAUGCAGAAACUGCCCUUGCACAGGAGUACUACAAAAAAAAGGAAGAGCUUGAGGAAAUCCAGAACAGAAUUCAGAAAAAGUCUGAACAAUGUAAACUGAAAGAAGAUGCUGACCUGGACAUUCUUGAGCCUGCUCCUUUUAAAUCCAUUAACGACUGGGCUUUACAUAUUGCUUCUUUGAGGCAAAAAACACAGGAAAUGUUAAAGCUUGCUGAAACUGCCACACAAGAAUCAAUUGAACUAGAAAAAGAAGCAGACGAAUUAGAAAUGAAAAUUAAUUAUUUAAAGAAAAAAUUUGAAGAGACCACAGAAGAUCAAAAUAAUUCAGAAACAAUUGAAGGAAAAAAUCUGAAAAGCCUAGAGAAACCAAAGGAAUUUAAAGAAAGGAUAUUUGAAGAGAGUGAACAUCCUUCUUUGUUACAUGAGAAACAUCAACUGUAUAAACCAUUACAGCUCCCAUGCAUUCCUCGGAAAUCAGUCCAGUCUUUACAGACAGCUAGAUUCUCUAUGCAGCAAACAGAAACAGGGAGAGAAGAAAAAGAAAAUCCUACGGAACAGUCAGUUGCUACUAGCAGUUCUUCGAGCCAUGCAGAAAAUCCAGCACAGGUGGUUAUUGGCACUGCUGCGGCUACUGAUCUACAAGUAGCCCAAGUUCCAUCAGUAGCAAGUUUUCAAAGCCAAACACAGUUCAGACUGCUACGGCCUCCAAAGCAAGUGACUACUAAUCAACAGUUUGAGAGUGAGAAAAGUGUAAUAGAAGACCAAGAGGACAAACGUGAUGAUAAAGAAGCAGGAGAUGAGCCUAAGGAUUCUUCUUACAUACCUCAAGACAUGCACACAUAUUUUAAGCCAAACGAGAAUAAUCCUGACAGAGCAGAAGAAAGCACAGAACAUUUUCUAAGAGCACCUGAAACACCUGAGUUUGUCGGAACACCUGACUCAAAGGGGAAGAAAACCCAGUUUUCUAAAACACCUCCAUUUGACUUCAUUCACAACAUGGGUUGUGAAGAAACCACAUCAAAAUCUCCUGCUUUCUUUUCUCUCUUGGGCAUCUCCCAGAAGUCACCUGGCUUUAAUUUGUUUGAUUCUUCUGUAUUUGGAGCAGAAAAUUCGUGUGAUGAGAUAGAUGAAGGUUAUUCUGUGGGAAACUUGAAUCUCAUGUCACCACAUAAAGAUUUUGGAAGCUUAUUUGGGAAAUCAGAUAGUGAGGAUACGUUUGCCUUUCCCUUCCCCUUGGAAUCAACUUCUCAUGCUUUUGGAGAUGGCAAAGAUGACUUUAGUUUUCCGUUCGCAUUUGGACAAGAUCAGAGAUCAUCGCAGUCUCCUUCUGUGAAAGGUUUUCAUUCUUCCUUGCAAAAUACGAAGCCAUCUACAUUCUUUUGAAUACCUUUGACUUCCUUUUAAAUUCUUUUCCUACUCAGCCUUGACAAAUGUUUCCAUUUUCUUAAGAUAAAGUACAAAACGUUUCACCUUCUUUCAUUUCACUUAACACAUUAUUGCAAUUGCUGCAAGAGCACUUGUAUAUUCAUCAAGUGCGUGCUUUGGGAUGCAGCUUUUAUUUUUCUUAUUUAUGUUCUAAAUACGUUGUUUUCGUAAAAUGUGAUGAUAUGCUCUACCUAAAUUGACUCUUAGAAGCUGCAGAAAUGCCAUUUUAAAAUAGUAUGUGGAAUGAAUUCAUUAUCUGUGAGAGCAUCCAAACUUCUAGAUGAGUGUUUAUAAUCUCUGACUUAAGCAUUAGUAACAGUAACUGUUUAUUGUACCGGACAAAGCUGAAUUUGAGUUACUGUUCUUAAAUUGGUUAUCUGUUAUAAAAUUCUUGCAAUAAACAUUUUCAUUAAUUUUAUGUAAAGUUU